AAUCUCUCUCUCUCUCUCUCUCCAUUUAUGUAUAUAUUCUUCUUUACCUUCUCUUGGUUUCUGGGUUGAGUGUCUCGAAUUUGUUGAUCUGCUUACGAUCUUUUCGUUGGUGUUUGGUAACUGGUAAGGCGUUAGUGUCGAAGAGGUUCGGGUGAAGAUCGACUGGGAAGAGUAGUGAGGAGGUGGAGCUUAGAAUUCGUUGAUGGGUUGUGAGGAAAUGAAGAGGAGUGGUUGUUAGAGGUCGACCAUUUCGUCUUUCCCUCUUAGGUUUGGUUAGUUUGAGAUGGGCGGGUGUCUCCCCUGUUUCGGAUCGUCUGAUAAGGAGAAAAAUACUGUCAAGGAAAGUGGGAAGAAGGAUUCUGCAAAGGAGGGUUCAACGGCCCCUCAGUCUCACCAUGUGAGCAGAGUCAGUUCUGAUAAAUCAAAAUCUCGGAAUGGUUCUGAUUCUAGGAAGGAAACUCCAGCUGCAAAAGAUGGGCAGGCCACACAUAUUGCUGCACAGACAUUUACAUUUCGAGAGCUUGCUGCUGCCACUAAGAACUUUAGGCAAGAAUGCCUCUUGGGUGAAGGAGGAUUUGGGCGAGUGUACAAGGGUCGUUUGGAGAGCACUGGACAGGUAGUUGCUGUGAAGCAGCUUGACAGGAAUGGCCUUCAAGGAAAUAGAGAAUUCUUGGUGGAAGUUCUCAUGCUCAGCCUCUUACACCAUCCCAACCUUGUCAACUUGAUUGGUUACUGUGCUGAUGGGGAUCAACGCCUCCUUGUUUAUGAGUACAUGCCAUUGGGAUCUUUGGAGGACCACUUACAUGAUCUUCCCCCAGACAAGGAACCUCUGGACUGGAAUACAAGGAUGAAAAUUGCAGCCGGGGCAGCUAAGGGCUUGGAGUACUUGCAUGAUAAAGCAAAUCCACCUGUCAUUUACAGGGACUUUAAGUCAUCAAACAUCCUGCUUGAUGAGGGGUACCACCCAAAGUUGUCAGACUUUGGGCUUGCAAAAUUGGGUCCUGUGGGUGACAAGACUCAUGUCUCCACACGAGUGAUGGGAACAUAUGGCUAUUGUGCUCCUGAGUAUGCUAUGACUGGCCAACUCACUCUGAAGUCUGAUGUCUACAGCUUUGGUGUUGUCUUCCUUGAGCUUAUCACAGGCAGGAAGGCUAUUGACAACACCCGGGCACCCGGAGAGCAUAAUCUUGUUGCAUGGGCAAGACCGCUAUUCAAGGAUCGCAGGAAGUUCCCCAAGAUGGCUGAUCCACUAUUGCAAGGACGUUAUCCCAUGAGAGGACUUUACCAGGCCCUUGCUGUUGCUGCCAUGUGUUUGCAAGAGCAAGCUGCCACAAGGCCUCUCAUAGGAGAUGUUGUGACUGCACUUUCAUACUUGGCUUCCCAAACAUAUGACCCAAAUGCAGCCAUUGCACAGAGCAACAGGAUUGGUUCAUCUGCUACAAGGGACAGAGACGAAAGAAGGAACCUCAGUGGUGGGCCCGAGAGCCAAGAUGAGGUUGGACGUAUCGGCAGACAUGGUUCUCAAUCUCCACACCAGAAUUCACCUGAUUUCAGACAGAGAGACCCUGGCAGAGGAAUGAGCUUCGGUGCAGAUGUUGGCAGGGGGGAAACCAGCGGCGGAUCUGGGCGCAAGUGGGGCUUGGAUGAAUUAGAAAAGCAGGAAUCUCAAAGAGACAGCCCUGGCCAUGCCACUAGAGCAAGAGAAACGCCAAGGAAUUACAACCGUGAUUUUGAUAGAGAACGUGCAGUUGCAGAGGCAAAAGUAUGGGGUGAGAAUUGGAGGGAGAGAAAGCGGGCAAAUGCCAUGGGUAGCUUUGAUGGAACAAACGAGAAACCUUGAGUUACAGUUAAAAGAGUAGAGUUGAAGAGGAAUUGAUUCGGAACAUCGGUAAAUCCGAAGGACAAACAUUCAGUGUGGAAGCUUCACAUGGAAGCCCUUCUAAAGCACAAGGUACUGAAGGAAGAUUGUAGAAGGAGGAGGAUAUCUUAAUCCCUGAUUCUCUGUAUGUACUUUCGGUGUUAGUGGUGGGUAAAUAUUGAAUGGUGGGGGGGAAGAGUGGAUUACAGAUUUGUUUGAUUGUUAUGGCCUUAUGGGUGUCCCAUUUUUCCAUCUCUCUAUCUAUGGAUUUCAGUCCGUCAAUUUUUUGGGGUUAUACGAAAAGUUUGGGCAUCAUUGUUAUUGCCAUAAGUGGGGGAACGGCUUUGAUGUUAGGAAUGUGAAUUUACAUUGCACCUCCGCUUGCACAGUUGCACUGAGAGAUGUCUAGUCUAGGUUGUGUACAGUUUUUUGUAUCGAGAUGAGAUUUUGUUUGUAUGGUCGGUCAUGACAUAAAUAGUGCUUGUCAAUUAUGGGAAGUUCUUGAACUCUUAUGUACCCUUAUCAUAUAUGCCAUUUGUCACUAUGGGACCA
Molecule: messenger RNA, 2410 nt
Organism: Nelumbo nucifera (sacred lotus)
Lineage: Eukaryota; Viridiplantae; Streptophyta; Magnoliopsida; Proteales; Nelumbonaceae
Product: serine/threonine-protein kinase PBL27-like
Biological process (GO): protein phosphorylation
Molecular function (GO): protein kinase activity; ATP binding
Source: RefSeq, a predicted model, not a curated record